CUCCCUCCGUGACGCAGCGCGGGUGCGCAGACCACACAGUGACGGAAGCAGGAAGUAGGGCGAUGGUAACGGAGGUAAACACGGCGGACUCCGGACUCUGAGCGGGACAUGAUCUGGGGUUCAGCCCGGGAUCAUGGCGAGGCUCCCGCUACUGCUGCUCUGCCUCGGGCUGCUCUCCGCGCUCUGCGGCUGCGGCUCGGCGGACGAUGUGACUUAUGUGAACAGCUUCUAUUCGAAGACCCCUCAGAAGUUGGCCAAGUACAGCUGGUUCGGGAAUGUGCGGCUCUACCACUUUAGAGUGCCAGAAAACACAGUGCUUGUGCGGUGGCUGCUCACUGCCAUGCGGGGCUCAGGAUUUAACUGUGGUGACCAGAACAUUGCUGUGCAUUUCCGAGCUGGGGCACCGCCAGUCAUCAAUCCCAUCCACACAGCCUUUCCCAACUCCACCUCAGUCUCCCUGGCAUAUAACCUGACCCUGAGUGUAGGUCAUGGACAGACCAUCAACAUCACGCUGUUUAAUAUGACGAAUCCAGUACCUGGAGACUGGUUUCUCGCUGCUCACCUGCCGAAAGAUGAUGGAAAGAUCGAACAGCAGGGGCUGCCGUCCUGUUCAUAUUUGUUCCAGCCUCAGAUGUAUGUAAGGAGAGCAGCCGACACUCCCGUCCUGCAGGCCGACAUUCCACUAACUCAGACCGUGACUGCACCUCAGAAACAGGCCCAACUCAAGAUCUUUGUUCCUGAGUUUGCCUCGAAGUUGAGUGUGUUUAUUCACACAUGUUCGGUGAAGAGUGCACCGGCGAGCGACUGCGGACUGUCCAUCACGCUAGGCUCCACCUCCUUGGGGCAGAGCUCUGUGACUACUGUGAACUGCUCUCUGGAGGAGCCUUGCUCCGCCUCUGUCUCCAGCCCACCGUGGAAUACAUGGGUGCGAGUGACUGUGGAGAUUGGCCAGCCCAAUGUCACUGUGACCUUCAGCAUAUCUGCCAAUCACACAGUGGGCUGUAAACCUCUGAGUGUCCCUUCAGAUUUCAACACCUCCCUUCCCGUUGGCCUGUUCUCACUGAGGUCCUCUUCCAGUAACACGUCUAGCAGCCCCAGCAACACCUCCGUCACCAACAGCCUGCGUGCUGAUGUCCCGGACGGAGCCUGCGUCCGAAACCCGUCCGUGUUCAGAGAGGAGCAGGACGUCCUCUCAGUUCGCUUUGCUGUCGCCAGCGGAAACGUGAGUGUGGCGUCUCAGGUACCGACCAUGCUGGCUCUAGACAUGAGCUCUGCUGCAGACAGUGGAGGGGUACUAGUGGUACAGCUGGACCUCAACAUGACUUCUCUGAUUGGUGCGUUUGGCAGUGUUCGAGCAUGCCUCACACCGUUCACGCCGGUACUUCAGCUGAACACCAGCCUGUCCUGUGAAACGGCAUUCAUGAAGGGCUACUCACUCGGUGUGAGCAGCAAUGAGACCAAGGCUUUGCUGAGGAUUCCCUUUCCUGAAGCAGCAUUUUGGUACCUCAGUUUGCAGACCAUUUGCAACAGCAGUGUGGGUUGUGGCAACACCUCGGCCGUGGUGAGCGUGUCUGUGAGCGUGAGCGCGUGCGUGGACGACUGUGGAUCAUACGGAGAGUGCAGGCUGCUGCGUACUCACGGCUACCUUUAUGCUGCGUGUGUGUGUAAAGCAGGUUGGCUGGGGUGGAGUUGUUCGGAUGGAUCGGCUGCCCUGACGUUCUCUCGGCAGCUGGCUGCGGCUCUGCUGCUCACGCUCAGCAACCUGCUCUUCAUCCCACCCACUGCAGUGGCCCUGUACCGCGGAUACCAUGUUGAGGCUGCAGUCUACUUCUUCACCAUGUUCUUCUCCACGUUCUAUCAUGCAUGUGACCAGCCUGGAGUGACAGUGAUGUGCAUUAUGGACUACGACACACUCCAGUUCUGUGACUUCCUGGGCUCUGUGGUGGCGGUGUGGGUGACCAUUGUCUGCAUGGCGCGUCUGGAGGAGCCAGUAAAAUAUGUGUUCUUCAUGGCUGGGACUCUCUUCAUUGCAAUGGCAAUGCAACUGGACCGUCGAGGCCUGUGGAAUCUACUAGGCCCUGUGCUGUUCGCUUUGGUCAUUAUGGUAACUGCCUGGGUGUAUCGUGGCGUAAGACGUCAUCACUGUUACCCGCCGACAUGGAGGCGCUGGGUCUUUUUCCUGUUGCCAGGCAUGGUGUCUGCGCUCAUCGGAGUGUGUGUGUACGUCUUCGCACAGACCGACAGCAACUACUACUACACCCACUCGAUAUGGCACAUCAUGGUGGCCACGAGUGUGGUCUUUCUUUUACCACCGCGGGAGAAGAACGUGCCGCCAUGGGGCUGGCCUCACAAGCUCUGCGGCUACAAGAUCUGCCGGAAUGAGAAAGAAGAGCUUUAUGCCGUCACCUAAACACGGUCUGUUCUGGAACUUGCAAUAAAGUAUUCCAAAUGUAAUCCUUUAGCAAGCUUUACCUGGGACACAUACGGUCCUUUAGGACACUGGGUGUACAGGACCAAACCAGAAUUUUACAGGACCAAACCAGACUACUGGAGAUUUAAAAUAUGUACAUGGCAUUUAGAUUUAACAGAUUGUUAGAUCAAAAUAUGUUCCUUUAUGUUGGAGAUUUCAGAGGUUCUAUAUUUUAUCAACUUAUUUAAAGGAAUGGUUUGGUAAAAAAUCGAAUGUACACUUUUGUUGUGUCCACAUUUUUACCCCUGAUGAAUGUCAUCGGCCAAGACAUAUCUGCUGAUCAGAAUUGGCUUCUUUAGUUUAGCAGAGCAGGUAUGAGGGUAGUGUUGUUAGUAGGUCACGUUUUCUUGCCCCAUGAUCAGAGUAUCUUAGCUUAGACCACUGGCUGAUACAAAUGCUAUCCAAUCUUUGUGUUUCUGUAAAUAAUACAGCAACACAACUCUGGUAAGACUGCUGUUAAAUAACACUAGUAAAUGCUGGUAAAGCUACUUAGAUUGUGGCCACUGACACGGAUAAGCAAAUGUGUGAGUAGAUUUUGAUGAUUUGUUUCAUCAUCUGUAACUAUAUGAGUGAUCGACUACAUUAAAGAAAAAAGGCUAUUUGUAUGCCUUUAGAUUUUUCGCCAGAUCAUUCCUUUGAAAAGGUAACUGUCUUGAUUUGGCACUUUAAAAAUGGGACUAUUGAGUUUUUGAUGGAGAGAGGAUGUGUGUUUACAGUAAUUGUGCUUAUGUUUUGUGAGUGUGGGCCGGGCACACGCACCAACCAAGGCCAGCGUCUUUCCUGUAUGAACCUUAAUGAAACACUGUUGAUUUGCAGAUCUUUUCAGCACUUUACUUCUGAUGAAUUUAUGUGGAGUAUGGGAACGCAUGUGUGCAAUCAUUGUAAAUGUGCCUGUUUUAGGGGUCUUGUUACUAGCAUUUUUGAAUGACCAGCAAUGAAGAAUGUCUGCACAUUAUGUUACACUGAACUUCAGCCUUUUUUAAACCACUUUAAUUGGAAGCCUUGUGCACAGAGGUAGUGGACAGCUAAUGAGCUAAACUCAUUGUUUCUUUAAAACUUCAUAGGUAAUCUGUAUUAUGAUUCUGGCUAUGAUUAGGCGAUCUGCAUAAUUCACUGGUCCUGACGUAAACAAAGUUGUUUAGAGUAUAGUUUGGUGUAGGGUUGGGCGGUACAGCGGUAAUUGACAAAAAUUACGAUGUGUGUCAAAUAAUUGUUUAGUGUCUAUAUAAAACACGGCCAAAAAAAGCAAAUUCAUUUAUGUGUUUAAGAUGGCCACAGGGUGAGGGUGCUGUAGAGUUAGUUGAGACCUUAUUCAUAUUCAACUGAGAUCAGAAAACAACCCAGUCUGCAAUAUGUGCCUCAAAAUAGUCAAAAACACUCCAAAAACACUCCUUCACUCUACUGUGUGCUCUCAGAUACGGGACUUUAUCUUCAGAAUGUGAAUGAUUACAGCCUCAAUUACCCGGAACACAGUAUAUUCUAUGGUGUUUACACUGCAAAAAGUCACCAGUCAAGUUAUUCUGAUUCUUGUGUACAAAUGUAAGCCACAAAAUAAGGGAUUUUUACUUGAUUUAAUACUUGCUUCACUUGUUUUAAGUUUUUGUGAUUGCUUAUUUUAAGAAAAUAUUUGCUCACCCCAAUGGCAUAUUUCUUUGCUUAAUUUAAGCGUGUAUGUCUCAAUUUGCAUAUAUUUUGUCUAGUUUUGCUAAUGGAUUUUUUUUUUGCAGAGAAGUCUGUUAGCUAGCUUAGCUAAGCUAAGUCGAGCUGGUUGGCUACGAGAAAGCUCAGUCAGUCAGACUUGAGUGUGUUCUGUGGUAAACAGAAUGUUAGCUGUUCUGCUAAGCUAAUGCUAACCGGCUCCUCCCACCUGAUUCAGAGUAGAGCCCAUUUCUAAAGGUCAGACUGACCUUUACUGACUCAUUAACAUUUAAGAUUGUUGUUUUAAUGUUUCUGGCCAUUUUCUUCAUAACAAGCAUAACAAAAAUUGCUAGUAGUUUGUCUCAGUAUCUCAGUCCACCUUAAAAUUAAAGCUUAGAAAUGCUAAUUUCAGUUCCCCAUCACAGAGGAAUUAGGGAAUGGCCAAUAAUAAUUAAUUGCUGCACCACCUGCCCCCCUUUCUGAAGACAUACAUUGUUUGCUGAACUUUAGCUCUCCACUGCUAUAUAUCUGUAUCGGGUGCUUAAAGGGUGAUCCCAAUUCUUAGGGGAGCAUUUCACCCCUUCUCCUUGUAGUGAACUCUGUUCUAAGGGAAAGGUUACAAUCAAAAACCAGGGGUAGAGAUACAAAAGAGAAAUGGGAUUGGGCUUUAUUCUGUGAUGCUGUGAAUAAACUGAACUCAUCUGAUUCUGUUUUUAAUUUUUUUACGUUAUCCUCUGCACUACGUACUAGUACAGUUUACACUACUCCCUGCUCUAAAGUAAUACCACACACUGCAGUGAUAUUUUGGGACGUUUUUAUGCUGAUAUAAAAAUUUGAUACCGCUCAACCCUAGAAUAAUUUGAAACAAGCAUGACCCGUAACAUGACAGGAUGGGGUAAGCUCCUCACACCUCUUCAGAGUCCAUUCUCCACUACUGUGAAUUUAUUUAACAUUGUGUUUAGACAAAAUUAAGUCCCUGACAAGGAUUUUGCUCAAAUAUUAAUGAGUAAAUUAAGCAGAAAUCUGAACAAUCAGUGCAGUUAUUUUUUGACCGUCAGGAGAGGCACAGUCUGAUGUUCUUUAUUUGCCUGGUGAGUCCUGGUGGAUUCUUACUGUAAGUCUGUUGGUCUCUUCGUAAUAGAGUUUGGUAUUUGUCUUGGAGCUUUAAUAAAAGAAUAAAACAAUAGCAGCUUAAUAUUAACAUUUUUAUAGAAUAUAAAGGAUCGAUUGUGGGGGUUGUGAUUGCUCCUCUAAAUACUUUACUCCUCUAAGUACCAAAUAAGAUUUUUAUUAAAUCUCGUGGCGGAACACUGUUUUAGAAGCCCUGUAAAGUACUGCGCUUGUUUGUUUCGGACCCUCAGUCCGUCCUGUUUCUACAGACACAGUUUAUGACAAUCUUCUCGAUCUCCAAAGGCCUUGCUGGAAGCAUGAACUGCACAUUUGUCAUGCAGUUGGUAACUUUAAACAAUGCAUUUGAACGUUAUGUUUGUGUUAUUGUGGUAAUGUUAGUCUGUCUUUACAUUUUACAUCUAUGUAUUUUUUUUCCUUUCUUCUCACAAUGUUAUCCUCCUGCCAUAAAGCCUAUAUAUUCACUCUUAUUGAUCUUGUUAAGGUACCGGCAUCCUUGUUUUUCUUCCCAAAUAUUUAUAUUUCCUCUGUUAAAAAUCUGUAAUUAUUGUAGAAGUGUAUUACACAGAGCUAAUAAAGACUAAACUGAUUAAAAACUA
Messenger RNA from Astyanax mexicanus (Mexican tetra), 5835 nucleotides. It is a transcript of the gene pgap6, whose product is annotated as post-glycosylphosphatidylinositol attachment to proteins 6. Lineage: Eukaryota; Metazoa; Chordata; Actinopteri; Characiformes; Acestrorhamphidae. The transcript has 13 exons. The record is from RefSeq and is a predicted model, not a curated record. Bases 134 to 2410 code for a protein of 758 amino acids. Gene Ontology annotation, cellular component: plasma membrane.